AUGUUGCCCUCCCUAAGCAAGAGCACUUUCCCCACCCGACGCAAGCUCUCGGAUGCCAUCAACAAGAUAUUGCGACCCUACGUGAAGGCAUGUCGGGACAUCGUACUCGUGGGGCACGACAUCAACCAGGACAUCCAAUAUCUCGAAUCCAUCGGCAUAGCCAUACUUGAGGUCAAGGGUAUGUCGCUCGUCGUCGACAGUCAAUCGACCCACCAAGCGUGGAAGAAGAGCAGCAACGGUCGCAGCCUGUCGGCGGUCCUGGCGGACCUCGCCAUCGAGAGCAAGAACCUCCACAACGCGGGCAACGACGCCGUCUUCACCAUGCGCGCACUCAUCGGAGUUGCCAUUGAAGAUAUUCGCCAGAAGAAGGUGGAGGAGGGCGGGGGAACAUAUGAGCCUCCAUUCUAG
This is a messenger RNA of Geosmithia morbida, 408 nucleotides long. RefSeq names its product good for full dbp5 protein 2. Gene Ontology annotation, molecular function: nucleic acid binding. The coding region runs from base 1 to 408 and encodes 135 amino acids. The record is from RefSeq and is a predicted model, not a curated record. NCBI's taxonomy places the organism in Eukaryota, Fungi, Ascomycota, Sordariomycetes, Hypocreales, Bionectriaceae. Gene Ontology annotation, cellular component: nucleus. The transcript has a single exon.